UGGUUUUUGUUUUUUUAUAUUCUGAUUUUCUUCCCCCUCUAAAUUCCAAAAAUUGCAAGCUUUUUCUUCUUAUUUUUUUGUAAUUCUGACUCGUUUACAUUUUGACUUUUUUUAAGCUUUCCUUUUCUUUUCUUUUUAGAAAUUCUGGGUUUAAAUCUCACAAUUUUGAUAUUUUCGGUAUAUACUCACUUUACAUUUUGCAAUCUUCUCAAAAUCCAGCGUCAUAAAAGAGUGCUCCUGUGAUGGCGGGGAUGCCUGGCUCUUCUCACGUGUGCCUGCUGGUCUUGACUCUGCUCUUCCUGGUCUUUGAGAUUGUUGUGGGCCAGAUUUGCAGGUCUCUCCUGAUCGCGGUGGACAGCUUCCACACGCUCCACGUUUUCAUAAAUCUGGCUCUAUCGGCAGUGAAGCAUCCUUCUAGUUCUCCCUGCUCCACGACUGCUGGUCCAUCCCAUCCGAACAUCUCUUCUCCGGGAGCUGAGGACUACAGAAGGAUGCGUCUCAAACCCUUCGGCGUCCUGAUCUCCGCUCUGCUCAUGGCAUCUCAGUGCGUCUCCAUUAGUCUGGAGAUUCUCACACACCUUGUCCAGCCUGAACCCAUUCAACACCCGCCCCUGUCCAUCGCGGUCGGAGGAACUAGUCUGAUAUUCAAUAUACUUGUCUUGGCCUGGAGAAGAAGCAGCAGCAGAGGCACCGAUGGAGCUGCUGAUGGGUUCAGCAAGAGUCUGAUGAGAAAAGAGCCUCAGUCUACCUCAGAACGCAAAGGAGAUGCUCUUCAAGAUGAUGCACUGAUGUUCUGCAACCCCGAAGCAUCUAGUGUCCUGGAUCCAGAUCAAGGCUGCUCUGCUGAGAUCCUGAAUCCCAGCGCCUCUGAACCAGUUCGGUCCAGUCUCGCUCAAACGUCCGUUCCCCGGGCCAGUGGAAGUUCUCAGGACAUCGUUCAGCGUUCAGAGCGACUCCCAGAAGAACCGCGCCACUCCACCGGCACUGAACCCGCCGUUUCCCCGUGCGCUCCCGGAAGCCGGCGGCAGCUGUGCUCCAUCGGCGAGAUCCAGGACCUCCUGGCUUCGGUGCUGAUUUUGACCAACGGUCUGGUUCUCCUGCUGUCUGCGGCGCACUGCCAUCGGCCUCACUCGGACUGUCACCUCCUGGUGUAUCUGGACGCUGCUUUCUCCGUCGUCUGCGUGCUGGUGUUGUUCUCGGCGGCCGUGCCGAGGCUGCGGCGCUACGGGCUGCUGGUGCUGCAGGCCGCUCCGCUGCAUCUGUCCGUGGCUCAGGUGCGCCUGAGGCUCGCGGGGGUCCCGGGGGUGCUGUCGGUCCACGAGCUGCACGUGUGGCAGCUGUCAGAGGAGCUGCUGGUGGCCUCGCUGCACGUUCGGUGUCCGGCCGGCCUGAGCGCAGAGCGGUGCGCGGAUCUGAUGGCAAGGAUCACGGCCGUGCUGAACGCUUUCGGCGUCGAGCGCUGCACCGUGCAGCCGGAGUUCGUCCGGAGCGGAGUGGCGGCCCGGGGCGGCUCGGCCUGCAGCUUGAGCUGUGGGCAGGAGUGUGCGGGGAAGCUCUGCUGCUCGCCUCAGCUGGAAGAAACCAGCUGUCCUGAGAGUCCUGUUCGCGUCCAGGACGAGGGAUCCUGCUCUCCAGCGCCGCACAGCGCCGAUCAGAUGAAAGAUGUGGUUAUUGAGAACACGUACUUGUGAUGAUUAAAGGGUCGUCAUAUUCCAAUCUAUUCGGCUGAUCUCAGGUUCUGGAGGUAGCACUUUUAGCGUAGCUUAGCAUAGAUCAUUCAAUCUGAUUAGACCGUUAGCAUCUCUCGCUCAAAAGAGAGUUUCAGUAUUUCUCCCAUUUAACAGAGUCUUUUGUAGUUGUGUACUAAGACCAGUGGUUCUUGUGAAACUUCUUCACAGCCAAGAAGUUCCUUCUUUGGAAGUGUUUUCCUUCUUUUUCAAUGGCUUAGAAGCAGAAAGCUGAAUGAGUGGUUGCACGUAUGUACGGGGGAGUGGCUUGGCAUGCAAACUCAACAAUUUCAUUGGCCUUUUCUCUUAAGCUCAGAGGUAGGUGAUAAGAGUCCCCAAGUAGUGACUGACUGAAAGGGAACUUCACAGUAUACUGCUAUGUUUUGUCUAUUCCGCAUUAUUUAAAGUUGAUGGCUCACCCAACUCGAAACCUCGGAUAUUUUAUACUGAGUUUCCCAGUGGUAAAUAUGGCUUAUUUGACAACAAUAAUUCCUUCUAAUUUAAAUGCAUUACUUUACUAGUUCCCCCCAGAACUGCUGAUAUCACUGUAAGUACUGUACAAGACUAAA
Messenger RNA from Puntigrus tetrazona (Sumatra barb), 2296 nucleotides. RefSeq names its product zinc/cadmium resistance protein. NCBI's taxonomy places the organism in Eukaryota, Metazoa, Chordata, Actinopteri, Cypriniformes, Cyprinidae. Bases 243 to 1691 code for a protein of 482 amino acids. The transcript has 3 exons. Gene Ontology annotation, molecular function: zinc ion transmembrane transporter activity; calcium channel inhibitor activity. The record is from RefSeq and is a predicted model, not a curated record. Gene Ontology annotation, cellular component: Golgi apparatus; endoplasmic reticulum; membrane. Gene Ontology annotation, biological process: zinc ion transmembrane transport; detoxification of zinc ion; intracellular zinc ion homeostasis.